AUGGGGAAAUUGAUUGGCCGAUGGGCGGGGUGGGGCGGCGGCGGGCCCCGUGGGGUGACCCGCCACCCGCCAAUCCGCCGCCGACCUCCAGGCCUUGGCCCCGCCCCUCGCCCCGCCCCGUCGCGGGGGUGUCGCGGCGGGGCGGGGCGGGGCGGGGUCUGCCUAGCCGCCCCGCCAACGCCACGCCUCCUGCCCCCUGGUGGCCGCUGUCCCAAACCUCCGCGGCACCGCUCAGCCACGCCGGCGGUGGGUGACGGGGAACAACCAGACCACGGGGCCCCCGCCCCCCGCACAACCCACCCAGCCCCAGGGCACCUGGGACAGCCCCAGCACGCCCCAGGCCGCCCAGACCUGCCGCCCCGCCCGCCGCCACCCCCGGAGCCGAUGACCCAGCGCCGCCGCGUCCUCGGGGCCUCCCGGGGUCUGGCUGACUUCGCCGCCACCACACAGGCCCGCCCGUCCCGCCAAGCCAGCCCCGCCACGCCAAGCCGCCCACCCCACCGUGGGGCUGAGGCGAAGGUCUCCCGCCCAACCCCGCCUUGCCCCACACCAACACCGCACCCACACGCCACCCCCGCCCACACCUCACCCCUCUGGCGUACGACAACACCCACCACCACAACCAAGCCCCAUCGCCCCCACGUACCCCGCGACCCCAGACAGUAG
Eriocheir sinensis (Chinese mitten crab) is the source of this 666-nucleotide messenger RNA. RefSeq names its product translation initiation factor IF-2-like. Lineage: Eukaryota; Metazoa; Arthropoda; Malacostraca; Decapoda; Varunidae. Bases 1 to 666 code for a protein of 221 amino acids. The record is from RefSeq and is a predicted model, not a curated record. The transcript has a single exon.